This is a messenger RNA of Dermacentor andersoni, 2037 nucleotides long. The record is from RefSeq and is a predicted model, not a curated record. Lineage: Eukaryota; Metazoa; Arthropoda; Arachnida; Ixodida; Ixodidae.
GGCAAGGAGGGCCGUUUCGCCACGCGUUUCCGUACCCUGCAUUAUACAUUGCAGCCGAGUGCACGUGACAGCGGAACAAGCGCAGUCUAUAUGCAUCCGUUGCUGCGGAUGCGGCGGUAGAUGUAUGAAACGGCUUUCGCCGACGAUAACGAAGCGAUCGUUCCUCGCCGCGUUACGAAGGUUAAGGUGCGAUAAGUGCUGCCCAUUAUACGCGACAGUGCGUGCAGGGCUCAUUUUAUCUCUCGUUGACGCUGAUCUAGGCAAACUGUAAAGAAAGUUCGGUAAAGAAAGCCACAACGCUCUUUCGCGUACGUAGGAUUCGUGCCCGAAGACACGCCAUGCCGGAUCCUGGACAGGGACGAGUGCACCGUUUUCGCGACCACGUCGUCGCCGGCGUCAACUGGCGACCGACGCGGUUCGUCGACGAGGUUCCCAGUUCACGUGUGUGCGGCCUCUGCCGUAUGAUCCCGAAACUGACGGUGCUGUUGCCGUGCUCGCACGCUCUGUGCCAAUCUUGCCACGCAGGCAGCCUCGAAGGGGGCGUUGGCCGGUGUCCAUUGGAUCGAGAGGCAUUCGAAGAAUCGGAGUGCGUCGGUUAUGAAUUCCCUGCCAGGAAAGCAAAUGCCGUGAUGGCAUACUGCUGGAACGAAGCUCACGGCUGCGAGUACACGGGCACCAUGGACCGCAUGCUGGAGCACUUCGAGAACGAGUGCACAUUUCACGCCGUGGACUGUUUGCGAUGCGGCGAGGGAGUCAAGCACAGAGAACUGGCAACGCACUACGUGAAUGGAUGCAGUGCCGGUGUUUCUGCCGCGAUCACGGAGUCCUCGGAGCAUACAGCACCGACCCUUGCAGACGUGAACGCUGCCCUUGAAGACGUGAAGGCGAGGUUGGGAUGUCUCAACCAUGACCAGCUGCUGCCAGUGAUUCAGAGUCAGUUGAAUGAGCUUACAGAACAAGCCAGAAACCAGGAAGCCAGGUUAGCUGGGAUCACUCGCGAGCUCGGAGCAUGCGAGAACAACUUAAAGGGCGAGAUUUCUCAAAUCGCCGCCACGAUUUCAUCGACCGUGUCCCGUCAACUCACAUCUCAGCAAAGUCCAUUGGAGGAAGCGAGCACGUCGAGGUCGCUGUCGUUGCACUCGGGACAGGAUCUGAUACUUCGAAAGUUGGAACGUUUAUCGCACCUGGAAAACUGGCGGAAAACUUCCCCGAAGCCUGAUUUCGGCCGUGUCAUUCCUCAUUGUGAGACUUUGUACAGCAGCGUUUCGCAUUUGACCAGUGCGCUGUCGGCACCCGCUUCAAUUAAAGGAAUUGGGAGCGUGAAUUAUCUGCUGACCCUAGAAAACUGUGAGGAAAUCAUUGAGUGGCGGGGAGGCUUAAAACAGGUUGCCGAGAUUAGGGUGUGGCACAUGAGGGACACGUACUUUACGAUUGCCGUUUCGAAGCAUUCCCUUACUACAAUUACUAACCUCUCGAGGUUUAGUCUUAACGUAACACCUACACCUGCCCUCGUUAUGCACAUCGAGUUUAACGGGACGCUGGCGGACUCCAAGUGUUGGCCGCCUUUCUGGAGUGUGUCCGCGGUGCAUCCAAGACCAUUCCAUUUUCUACGUUCGUUGACUCCCGGUGUCAUGCGUUGUUACUGCAACCGCGAUGACCUCUCACUGCUGCACUUCCACCUCCAGUUUACUACAGACAUUGCCUCGCUGGAAAACGGCGGCUACCUCCGAGACGGAAAGAUAGCGUUCGAUAUCCAUCUCAGCGAUACAGAUCUGUUCGGUGGGAUCAGAGGAGCACCCUAACGUUCGUCAUCGCAGAAUGUGUACGGCACCGGAGAAUCCUCCUCGCCACUUCACAAAAUGUGUCACAUGAGCUUAACGAAUGUUUUGAUCUCCUUUUUUAUAAAUAAAGCGGGCUCUGCGAAAUUUCUUUUUUUAAAUUUGCUAUCCUUUCUAACUGUCAACCUAUUGUUUUUCUUACUCUACUGGCCGUUCAUAUUGUUUAUUUCUUGUGCUAAUACAGUUUUUUCUUGCGAAA